Chenopodium quinoa (quinoa) is the source of this 1121-nucleotide messenger RNA. RefSeq lists its product as uncharacterized. The record is from RefSeq and is a predicted model, not a curated record. The coding region runs from base 319 to 912 and encodes 197 amino acids. NCBI's taxonomy places the organism in Eukaryota, Viridiplantae, Streptophyta, Magnoliopsida, Caryophyllales, Amaranthaceae. The transcript is spliced from 3 exons.
UUCCACAAUGGCACAAUCUCUCUUCCCACGUUGACUAUUUUGAAAAAAAAAAAAAAACUUACCAGACCCCCUUUUAUCUCAUCUCCACGCAUCUUCCAAAAGUUCUCCAAAGACAGUUUUGGUUCCUCAUUUCUCUCUCCCUCACUUAUUCACUCCUAUUUUGAAGUUUCCUGCUCUUUUCCUCUCUCCUCAACACCCAUUCAUACUACAAAUUGCCAAUUAUUACAACUUACUCUUACAACUAUUUUUCUUACUCACUUCAAUCUUAUUCUUUUAAACCCAGAAAAAUUGAUUGAUUGAAAUUUGUAGACUAAAAUAAUGAUGGCAAGACAUAAUUUUUUGGUGCCUUUUAUUGCCCUUCUUCUUGGUGCUCUUGCUAUGACUUUCAGUCUCAUUGCUUUUGCCAAAAGGAUUAAGGCUAAAGAUGUUACCAAAAAAGAUAGCUUAUGUGUAUAUCCAAGCAGUCCAUCAUCUGCUCUUGGCAUAGUUGCUGCAUUAUUUAUACUAGCUGAGCAAAUCGUUAUUAGUGCUGCUACUUACUGCUUUUGCUGCUGUGGACUACGUUGUUCUGCUCGUUGCACUGUUAUAAGCUCAUUACUCUUCUUCAUCGGCUCCUGGUUCACUUUUCUGGUAACGUUCAUUGGAUUGAUAUAUACAGCGAUCCUUGACAACACCAGUUUCCUAGCAAAAACCUAUACCAGAGGAAACAGUGACAGUUGUGGAGUGGGCAAUGAGAAUUUGUUCCUUGGGGCUGCAUAUUGGUGCAUAAUUAGCACCGUUGUAGGUCUGGUAUCAUAUGCUUUCUGGGCGUGUGGUGCUGCUAAAACAAACAAUAAUAACCAAGGCCGCGCUUUUGAUCAUGAGCAUGGUGUUGCUAUGGGAGAACCUCAGAUGCAGCAACCGAAGGAAUAACUUAGAUAAUUAAUGUGAUGCUGGCUGAGUGGUUGGUAUCCUGUAUAGCUCAAGAUCAAUCCAAGGGUAGUAAAAUUGUUGUAAGCUGUAAAGAUCAUUUCAUCUUUUAUCCUAUUUGUAGUUUAGCAAAUGUUAUAUCAAAUAGAAUGUUGAACAAAUCUCUUACAGUCUUUACUUAUCAAAUGACAUACAACAUUUUUUUUCCUACA